Molecule: messenger RNA, 456 nt
Organism: Eruca vesicaria subsp. sativa (arugula)
Lineage: Eukaryota; Viridiplantae; Streptophyta; Magnoliopsida; Brassicales; Brassicaceae
Source: the annotation of a GenBank genome assembly
AUGGGUUAUAGCUGUAAACUUGAUCGCAGAGGAAUACAGGUGAAUGGGGAGUCUGGUGACCCUGGAAAAAGGAAGUCAUACUUACCCUUGGAGAAACAGAUUUUGAUUACGAGAAACGAGAAAAGUACCUUGUCUACGGAGAGAGCUGCAUCUGUGGCAGAGGAAUAUGAAGCUGCUGGACGAGAAGUGUUGGUUGAUGAUGAAGAUGAUGAUGGUUGGCUGGCUACACACGGGAAACCGAAAGAUAAAGGUAACGAAGAUGAGAACUUGCCGUUCAUGUAUGCGCCCUUGGAUACAAACGAGAAAAGCGGUAUACGAUCAAUACCAGCAUAUUUUGGAGCUGAGAAAGAGGAUGAUGAUAUUUCAGAUAUGGAAGAGUUUGAUGAAGCUGACAAUGUGGUGGGAAUGAUACGAUGUGUUUCUUUUGUUCAUUGGUCUUUGAUGAAUGCCUUUUAA